Molecule: messenger RNA, 4165 nt
Organism: Heteronotia binoei (common prickly gecko)
Lineage: Eukaryota; Metazoa; Chordata; Lepidosauria; Squamata; Gekkonidae
Gene: ABHD18
Product: abhydrolase domain containing 18
Exons: 13
Coding region: 398-1786 (462 amino acids)
Source: RefSeq, a predicted model, not a curated record
UUCUGGAAGAUGUUGCCUUGAAGCCGCUGAUUGGUGGGCGAGCGUUCCUUAUUUUGAAAAAAAAGAAAAAGCCAGUGACCUACUGUCUCUGGAGCAGAGAAUGAAAAGCGGAAGGUAGCGGCGACCUUCGAUGGUCUGCUCGGCUUCUCUACUCGUGGUGUGUGGCGGGACGGUGAAAGCCACGCAGCGGAGCACAGGGGUUGAAAAGCAGGGCUGUGCCUGCGAGAAAGGCGCGCCCUGUGGCUCCCGUCUCUUUUCUUUCAUUCGCUUCGUAAGUUCUGUCGCUUCGCGUGGCUCGGUGGGUGGAGAGAGAUUGUCGCACCUUUGCUUGAGUCGGGUGAAACGUGCAGCCUGACGCGUCUCCCACUGGAUACUUGCUAGGGAAUGAGUUUUGCUAAUGGGUGUGAGCAAACUAGAUGUUUUAUACAGACGCCUUCUUCUUACCAAACUUUUCAUUCAAGGAUGGGGAAGAGCAGAAGAUCUGAAAAGAAUAUUUGAAUUCAGAAAGAUUAUUGGAAACAGGGAAAAAUGCCAGACUCUGGUUUCAAGGGACUAUCCAGUGCAUGUUAACAAGGUUGAAGAGCAAUCAGAUUGUAAGAUCCUUAACGGACACUUUAUUUCACCCUUGGCUCAUUAUGUUCCAGAUAUCAUGCCAAUGGAAACCAUCACAGCAAGGUUUCAGUUUAUAGUACCAAAGCUGUGGAGCAGCAAGCACAGACCUGUAUGUGUUCAUUUAGCUGGCACUGGAGACCAUUACUUUUGGAGACGACGCACUUUAAUGGCCCGGCCAAUGAUAAAAGAGGCUUGUAUGGCAUCAUUGCUACUAGAGAACCCUUAUUAUGGAUGCAGAAAGCCUAAGGAUCAGUUAAGGUCAAGUCUAAAAAAUGUGUCUGACCUAUUUGUGAUGGGAGGUGCUCUUGUGCUAGAAUCAGCAGCUCUUUUGCACUGGCUUGAGAGAGAAGGCUAUGGACCCUUAGGAAUGACUGGAAUAUCAAUGGGAGGACAUAUGGCAUCAUUAGCAGUAUCAAACUGGCCAAAACCUUUGCCCCUAGUUCCUUGUCUAUCCUGGUCUACAGCUUCUGGUGUAUUUACUACGGGUGUACUGAGCAAAGCAGUGAACUGGAGGGAGCUGGAAAAACAGUAUUAUAGUCAGAGUGUAUAUGAAGAAGAAAUCAUUCAGAUGCUUGAAUAUUGUGGGACAGAUUCAUUCAAGAUGGGACAAGACUUUGUUAAAAAUUCUCCUGGCAGUGUGGACAGCUUAAGCAACCUGGAUCUGAAUUCUAGUAUGCAGAACUUGGAUACCAGAAGCAAAGUUCCAUCAUCGGAAGGUGGCCGCUGUCUUAGCACUAGCAAAAGUACUCUAAGUGCCUCAGCAGAAGGAUUGUUAGUCCAAGAGGCAUCAAAAAUGCAGUGCAUAAACCAGACGUUUUCAACCACCAGCAAUAGCAAUAAGGACUUUACUUACGAGCAGAAGCAUCUGAUAAGUGGGAAAAAUGACACUUUACAGAGAGAAUCUCUAAGGUUUAUGAAAGGGGUGAUGGAUGAAUGUACUCAUGUAGCUAACUUUUCAGUUCCAGUUGAUCCAACACUGAUCAUAGUUCUUCAAGCUAAGGAGGAUGCUUAUGUUCCAAGAACUGGAGUGCGUAGCCUUCAAGAAAUAUGGCCAGGAUGUGAAAUCAGAUAUUUGGAAGGAGGUCAUGUUAGUGCAUACCUCUUCAAACAAGGAUUGUUCAGGCAAGCCAUAUAUGAUGCAUUUGAACGUUUUCUUCAGAAAUAUGCCGAAUAAUUCCUACUCUGAACUCCUCUACAUUAUCUUGUUCUUUCAUGCUUGGAGAACAACUUGAUUAGAGAUGUUUAAUGAGGUUAUCAACUGAAUGUCCUGUGCAGCUCUUACCAAUAUUAGCAAUGAAAAAAUAAAAAUAUUAUCAACCAAAGUCAACCUUCAACUUUGAUUAGUCAAAACUAGAAACAUCUUAGCACAAUUUGUAAAUACCAACUAUGUUUUGAAAUCCAUAAAAUAUUACUUUAAAAUAGCUAAUUUAAUUUGCACACGUACAUUGAAAAGAGACCAAUGCAGAAUUUACAGAUAUUUGAUAAAUUUCAGUUUGUAACUUUCAAAAUCUAAUUUCUGGUCAUAAUUGACAUCAAUUUAUAGAUGCAAGAUGGACUUAGCUCCAACCAAAUAAAAAGUAUUAGAUGCCCACAUAUUAGCUCAAUAUUUGCAAUUUUUUUCAUUAGGAAUAUUAGGAAGAUAGUUUACACUGACUCAGAUGUGGAGAAUGGGAAGUGCUCAAAGAUCCAGAACUGCAUUUGCAUCUCUUUUGGCUUGAAGAGCAAGGAUUUAGCACACUGCUUUCUUGUGCCACUUUAUUGGUUCUUAAAGGAAAUAUUUGUUUAAGCUCAAUUUUCAUAAUUCAGAACAAGAGUGCCAGGUUCAGAACAAGUAAUGCCAUUUUUUUAUGUGGGAUGGGAGAAGGAAAAAAUUGUAUUGUUCACUGACUGAGCUACUGCACCUGAAAUGGAAAAAGGAGCCUUCUAUAAAUAUUUAAUAUAUCAAAUGUUUUAACAAUUACUUCCUUAAAAACAUUUCUCAAGGAAACUAUUCUGCAAUAACUGGCUCACCAGAAAAUUGGGAAUUCAGUACAACAUCUAAAAUGUUAGCUCGUCUUCUUACAACUCCAAUCACAAAUUAACUUUAAGAAUUCUAAUGUCAAAUAUAUGGCACAGAAUUUAAAUUAGAUUCUGUGCCAUAUAUUUGACAUUAGAAUUCUUAAAGUUAAUUUGUGAUUGGAGUUGUAAGAAGACAUUGAUUUAAAUAUCAUGGCACAGAAUCUAAAUUAGAGUCCUCUCACUUAACCACUACACCAAACUGGCUCUCUAUUAGAGCUAUGGCUGACCCAGGGCCAUUCCAGCAGGUGCAAGUGGAGGAGUGGGGAAUCAAACCCGGUUCUCCCAGGUAAAUUAGAUUCUGUGCCAUAUUGAAAUCAUUAAAAUGUUUUAGGUAUUAUAAUAAUGAAUCCUGAAUGUGUUCAAGGUUUUCAAAGUAUAGAUUCUCAUGUUGGAAAAAACAGUACCUGAAAAGGUCUGUAUUACAUUUAGCAUUUUAAAAUUUGCAUUGCCACAUAUUAAAAUGGUAUAGGUAUGUGCUGUUCUACACAAUUUUACAUCAUCCAGAUGGAUUGGGUCCAAUAUAUCAAGGGUAUUUGUAGAGCAGGUCUGAUAUGGAGCAACUGUAUGGAAAGAGUCAGUGUUUAAGUCAAAACUGUUAACCUUAACGGAACUAACCACCUCAUAAAACUACAUAUUAAGCUAUAUUUCUGAAUUUUUAAGUAUCAGGUACUAUUUGGGAAAAACACUGUUUUUGGAGAAACUGGAAGUUAAACUGACUAAAGAUUAAGUUUUUAAUAAUGUAAACUUCAACAGAUUCAUAACACUGAUAAGUAAUGAAUAUCUUGCAAAAUACGGUUAUCAUUCCAACACCAAUAUUCAGAAUCAAGAGUUGUAUGGGUUCUGCUUUUGUCAUGUGCCUGCUGCUUAGACCUGGCUUUAGACUUUAAGAAGUUUGAUGUUCACAAGUGCUUGAAAAUGUAUCUGCCAAAAACAAUAUGCUGCCAAAAUCCUGUUUCUCUAGAGGCACAAUAAACAUUAAACUUUCAACAUUAAACAUUAGUAUCAACUAAACAGUUGAAUGUAACUUUAUAUUGAGAAAUGGCUAUUGAAUAUAUUGUCAAAUGCUGAGUCAAGAGAACAAAUACUUGAAUCUUUGCAGAAAAUUUCAAAACAUUACCUGUAGAUAUGUGAGGAUAUUUCUGUUAUUUCUUUUUCUCUAAAGGACUUGGCAGACAACACAAUCCUAUGCAGAGUUGUCCAGUGUCUAAGCCAAUUGAUUUAAAUUAGCUUAGACCAGGCAACUCUUCAUAAAAUUGUACUGUAAGAGAUCCUUCUCUUGGUAAUACCAGUUUUGUGGGACUUACUAUGUUUGAAAGUCCAAUAUUCUGACUUAUCACAUUUCUUAAGUAAAAGAAGCAGGUACUAAUGGUGUUCUAAUGUUAACUUUUUAAUUGAGGAAAAGUAGAAAGGAGUUUUACAAUUCUGUACAGUUCCGAUUUGAUAUGUUUUUUUUCUGUUCCAUUUUAUAUUUCCAAUAAAAAGCUUGAAGAAAUAA